GAGUGGAGGUGCGCUCGAUUUUACUCCUUUGUUUUUCCCCCUCGUUUCCUUCUGAUUUCGUCGGAUUCGAACCGCAGCAUAAUUAGGGGUUCUUCAAAUCCUCGAGGAGGUUGGAGGAGUCAGGAAAUCUAGGUUUUAGGUCGCGGAAUUUGGCCGGAUGUGGGGAGAGGGAGGGCGGUUCUACUGGGGGAGGUCGGAGGGAGAAGGAAGGAGGGAAGCGAAGGGAAUCGCCGUGCUCUUCUCUUGGCUCUCAAGCCAGGAGAGCGAUCUGAAGCCUUUCCUCGAUCUGUACUGGUCUCUAGGGUGGAGUCCCCUCGUUUGCCACGUCGACUUCCUUACGCUGUAUUACCCUGACAAGGUCACUUCACUUGCCCAUGGUGUGCUCGACGAGCUUGUGAAAGUGAUAAAGAUCAAGCAGUUACCUAUUGUGUUCGUUUGCUUUUCUUUGGGAUCAAAAGGCUGCAUGGAUAGAAUUCUUCAGGUUCUUGAUGGAAAGUGGCAAGGAGGACAUAUACCGGAUGAAUAUCGGCUUAUUAGAGACUGUGUCUGUGGUCAAAUACAUGAUUCCGGUCCAGUAGACUUCACCAAUGAAUCGGUUGCUCGAUUCAUCCAUCAUCCGAGUGCUCAGCGAUUGUUUAGACUGACAAGAAUAACCUCAUGGGCAGCAAGAGCCAUGACGUCUGGUCUUGGUAAUAUUUUCGCAAGUAGACUUGAAGCACAGCGUGUUGAGUAUUGGAAGACCUUAUACUCAUCGGCGAGUAUGGGUGCUUUUCUCAUAUUUUGCUCGGAAGAUGAUGAACUCGCAUCGUACCAAACCAUUGUCAACUUCGGUCAACGGCUGAAGGAGCUUGGCGGUGAUGUCAAGCUUGUUAAAUGGAGCAAUUCCCCUCACAUAGGACAUUACAAGCAUCAUCGAAAUGAAUACCUCUGUAAUGUCGUCGAGUUGCUGGACAAGGCGGGCGCAACAUUUUCCCAAAGAUGUAUCAAUAACGGAGCAGCUGCGGAUCUUGGAAGUGCCUGCAACAGCAUACUAGAGUCCAUUUGCAGCCUACGCGAAGCGGCACUUACCUCAACCGAAUGCCUAAGAAAAGUCAUCGUCGAACCCGAUGAUCACUUCACCUUACCCAGCCCAAACGACAACUUCGAAACCAAGAACGGAAGCUCUUCAAGCAACGAUCAAACUAGUAACUCAUUCACUCAGCCCAGCAUCAAUCCACAAGGAGUUCUGAGCCAAAUUCUGUUUGAUUCAUGUGUUCCUAAGAACGUCGAGGGCUGGGAUAUAAAGCCAAGCAUCUCCUCCAAAGGGAAGAAGCAGUGCUUCGGCUCUGGGCACCGUAACCGCGGUCCCAUGAAUCCCAUGCGAUACAUUAGACGCUCGAGAUUGUGAAAGUUUUCGUGGCAACGAUAUCGUAUGUACAUACACUUUGAUGUGUAAAUACAAGGUGACUACUGAGAUUCACGAUCGAGAAAGGGUUCAUGCCACGUAGAUUAUGCAAGAUAUUUUGUUUCCUUCUUUUUUUCUCCUUCAAAAUAAAAUGUAUGCCGGUGUAAUUGUAAUAAGGAAAUGCUGAAAUUAUGUACAUAAAGAGAAGUUUAUGAGGUAGUCUCUCCUGUUAGAUUUCA
Zingiber officinale is the source of this 1623-nucleotide messenger RNA. RefSeq lists its product as uncharacterized. The coding region runs from base 158 to 1387 and encodes 409 amino acids. The record is from RefSeq and is a predicted model, not a curated record. The transcript has 7 exons. NCBI's taxonomy places the organism in Eukaryota, Viridiplantae, Streptophyta, Magnoliopsida, Zingiberales, Zingiberaceae.